Acaromyces ingoldii is the source of this 1611-nucleotide messenger RNA. RefSeq names its product cytochrome P450. The record is from RefSeq and is a predicted model, not a curated record. The transcript has 3 exons. NCBI's taxonomy places the organism in Eukaryota, Fungi, Basidiomycota, Exobasidiomycetes, Exobasidiales, Cryptobasidiaceae. Gene Ontology annotation, molecular function: heme binding; monooxygenase activity; iron ion binding. Bases 1 to 1611 code for a protein of 536 amino acids.
AUGGCUUCUUACUUUUUCCUCUCGUUCAACUUCGUGGUGCAUGCGGGCCCCGUGGCCAUCUUCGCCCUCGCCUCGUACAUUCACUUCCUCCGCAACGACUACGACUCUUUUUGGGCCUUUGUCGCGUACGCUGCUUUCUGGUCGUACCCCUUCUCGGUGGCCUACUGGCAUGAGAGUCAUCUGCCACUGGCGGCAGUCUAUGUUCGAGUGGUGCAGCUUCUCUACAUCUACCUCGUCGACCUCUGGAUCUACAUGGCGGUGUACCGUCUGUUCCUCCACCGCAUCUGCCACAUACCUGGACCCAUCUCGCUGGCGUCGUCAAAGUUGUUUUGGAUACUGGUUGAUGUAAUGGGUGAGAAUCGCAUCUACAGCGAGCAUCUUCAUAGCACAUACGGCGACAUGGUCCGAAUCGGGCCUAGAGAGGUGUCCAUCAACGACCCAGGCGCCGUCGACGUCGUAUUGGACAACUGUGGUCCUUGUGGCAAGGGACCUCGGCUUGAAAUCGCAUACCGUGGCCUGCUCUUCCUUUCGCAUCGUCAUUUGAGUCUCGAAGACGGAAGGGCCAGGAGCGAAUUUGUCGGGCCCCGAUUGAUCACCACGACGCGAGAACUCAUGAAACAGCUCGAGGCCGCUUCCAGAAACGGGGAGCCGGUAAAUGUUAGGAGAUGGAGCCUGUGCGCCUCGCUCGAUGCACUGUGCUCUCUUGCCUAUUCGAAAAGCCCCAACGUGCUCAACGAAGGACCUGAGAGCUCACGGUUGAUUGCUGUCGAACGCGCGCUUCGCCAACGCUCGAUCCUAGGCAACGUGCCGUACUUUGGAGUUGCUCUGCGCGACCCACUUCGAGGCUGGAACGACUGGAUCGAAAAGACGAUUGGCUCGGGUGCUUCUCCCAAUGUGCUGAGCUGCCUUUUCGGUCCAGAGGACCAUCACGGCAAUGUUGCCCUUGCCCUGGCUGCAGCUGCGACGGCAAUGUCCGAGGUCCUCGCCAUGGUGCUCUACCACCUAGUUGCCGAUCCCUACUGCUAUCAAGCUGUGCGCAACGAGGUCUUUUGCGUCGCCGGAUCCAAGGAGUUUCCCUCGAACAUUGAUCAGCUUACGGCCAAUGAUUGCCCUAUGCUCAACGCCGUCAUUGACGAGACAAUGCGCCUGCACCCGCCAUUGGCCUCUGUGGGUCUCCAUCAGCGCGUCACGCCCCCGUCUGGUCUCGUUCUCCCGCUUCGCAAGGGCAAUGUCACGCUUCCACGCGAUGUUGCGGUCACGAUCCCGCUCCAUGUGAUGCAGCGCGACGCUCGCAACUUUUCGCCGACGCCAAACGAGUUUCACCCACGACGCUGGUUUGCAGAGCAGCUCCGACCCACGCAGUUCCAAAAGGACGUAGCGACGCUGAAUAAGGUCGCCUACCUGCCCUUUGGCCGUACGAGCAGCCCCAUCGACGAUGUGGCAUACAUGCACCUUCGCAUCGUCAUCGCAUCGUUUGUUCAUCAACUUGAUGCACGCUUUCCACCUGAAUUCAACAAAGACGCCUUCUUGCACAGCCAGGACACCUCUCAAAAACAGAGCGUCUUGCUGCUCCUGUCCCGUCGUCGUCGGUGUCGUCGCGGAGAGGAGUGA